This is a messenger RNA of Castor canadensis (American beaver), 1521 nucleotides long. RefSeq names its product cytochrome P450 2C55-like. Lineage: Eukaryota; Metazoa; Chordata; Mammalia; Rodentia; Castoridae. Gene Ontology annotation, biological process: xenobiotic metabolic process. Gene Ontology annotation, molecular function: heme binding; iron ion binding; oxidoreductase activity, acting on paired donors, with incorporation or reduction of molecular oxygen, reduced flavin or flavoprotein as one donor, and incorporation of one atom of oxygen. The record is from RefSeq and is a predicted model, not a curated record. Gene Ontology annotation, cellular component: intracellular membrane-bounded organelle; cytoplasm.
AGGCUUCAAUGGCUCUAGUCCUGGUCCUGGUGCUCGUUCUCUCCUGUCUGCUUCUUCUUUCAUUCUGGAAGCAGAGCUCUGGGAGAGGGAAGCUCCCUCCUGGCCCUACUCCUCUCCCGCUUAUUGGAAAUGUCCUGCAGAUAGAUUUCAAAGAUGUCAGCAAAUCCCUGACAAAUUUCUCAAAAGUCUAUGGCCCUGUGUUCACUCUGUAUUUUGGCAUGAAGCCCACUGUGGUGGUACAUGGAUAUGAAGCAGUGAAGGAGGCCUUGGAUGACCUUGGAGAGGAGUUUUCUGGAAGAAGCACUUUCCCAAUAAUUGAUAGAACUAACAGAGGCCUUGGAGUAAUUUUCAGCAAUGGAAAGAAAUGGAAGGAACUCCGGCGCUUCUCACUCAUGACCCUGAGGAAUUUUGGGAUGGGGAAGAGAAGCAUUGAGGAACGCAUUCAAGAGGAAGCCUUCUCCCUUGUGGAGGAGUUGAGAAAAACCAAUGGCUCACCCUGUGAUCCCACCUUUGUCCUGGGCAGUGCUCCCUGCAAUGUGAUCUGCUCCAUUAUUUUCCAGAAUCGAUUUGAUUAUAAAGAUCAGAAUUUUCUUAACCUGAUGGGAAAAUUCAAUGAAAACUUUAAAAUUUUAAACUCCCCAUGGAUGCAGGUCUGCAAUACCUUCCCUGCUAUCCUUGAUUAUCUCCCAGGGAGUCAUAACAAAGUCCUUAAAAAUUUUGCUGAUAUAAAGAGUUAUGUUUUGGAGAAAGUAAAAGAACACCAAGAAUCCCUGGAUAUCAACAGUCCUCGGGACUUCAUUGAUUGUUUCCUGAUCAAAAUGGAACAGGAAAAACACAAUUGGGAGUCUGAAUUUACUAUUGAAAGCUUGAUGGCCACUGUUACUGAUCUAUUUAUAGCCGGAACAGAAACAACAAGCACCACCCUCAGAUAUGGACUCCUGCUCCUGCUUAAACACCCAGACGUCCGAGCUAAAGUUCAGGAAGAGAUUGAGCGUGUGAUUGGCAGAAACCGAAGCCCCUGUAUGCAGGACAGGAGUCAGAUGCCCUAUACAGAUGCCAUGGUGCAUGAGAUCCAGAGAUACAUUAACCUCAUCCCCAACAAUGUGCCCCAUGCAGCUAUCCGUAACAUUAGAUUCAGGAACUUUGUCAUCCCCAAGGGCAUGAAUUUAAUAACAUCACUGACUUCUGUGCUACAUGACGACAAAGAAUUUCCUAAUCCAGAGAUGUUUGAUCCUGGUCACUUUCUAGAUGAGAGUGGCAACUUUAAGAAAAGUGACUACUUCAUGCCUUUCUCAAUAGGAAAACGGAUGUGUGUGGGAGAGGGUCUGGCCCGCAUGGAGCUUUUUUUGUUCCUGACAACAAUUUUACAGAAUUUUAACCUGAAAUCCUUGAUUGACUCAAAGGACAUCGACACUAUCCCAGUUGCCAGUGCAUUUGGCCGUGUGCCACCUUCGUACCAGCUCUGCUUCAUUCCUCUCUGAAGAAGGGGAGGCUGCUUGGCUCCUGUUGUGCUGUCACCUG